AUGUUAGGUGGAGGACGCCGUGAGUGGGGACAGCGGGAAGAUAUACGGGACUGGCUGGAGGCGACGUUGAGUGGAACGAUAGGCCAGUGCAGCAUGUGGGCCAAUGGUGCACAGCGCCCAUCCGCCAUGCCGCACACGGAGCAGAGCUCCGAGAGUGACCGGUCGUCGCUGCUGGGCCCAUCUGUGGCCUCCCUCAGCUGGUCCGACCCUGAGACCACCUUUGAUCGCCUCCUCAAGGGAGCAGUGUACCAGAAGGUGGUGACGCGGCGCAGUCCGGUCAACGACAGUUCGUCGGCCGACUCGGAGCACGCCGCCAGCAUCCGCCUGUUCGAGUCGCCGUCGGUGGCGCCACCGCCUCCCCGAGGGAAGCCGCCGCCUCGCAGGGGCAGUAAGGCGAACCGGACGCACGCGGUCGGUGCGCGGCCCGCCGCCGGCCCCCGGGCGGCGGGCCGGUCCACGCAGGUCGCGCCGGGGCCAGCUCCCCACUAG
This is a messenger RNA of Pollicipes pollicipes, 489 nucleotides long. RefSeq lists its product as uncharacterized. The transcript is spliced from 6 exons. NCBI's taxonomy places the organism in Eukaryota, Metazoa, Arthropoda, Thecostraca, Pollicipedomorpha, Pollicipedidae. Bases 1 to 489 code for a protein of 162 amino acids. The record is from RefSeq and is a predicted model, not a curated record.